AUGAUUCCUGAUGAGAACACAUUAUCACGAUUUGUUGCUGCUCGACUCGAGUUGCCCAUUUCACAAAGUUUACUCAAUCGAAAUUUCAAAUUAUCAGUUAUCAAACGUUGCUGGGAGGAUCAACUAAGAUUAAAACAAAAUGAUUUUGCUACUGAUUGUGAUUUAUUAAUUGCUUGUAUUAUUCUUCAAAAACAAAUCGAUCAUAUCAAUGGUCAUCAAGAAAAUAUUAUUGUACCGAGUAUCAAGAUGAAAAUGAUUCGUGAGACAGAACAAUCCAGUUCAUCAUCAUCCACGCCAACAUCGAACGAACCAUUUUCAUCAAAUUCAUCGAAUACUAAUAACAUAACCGAAUCAAAAUCAACAAUUGCAACGAUCGAUCAUCAAUCAAAGACAGAAAUAAAAGCUAGUUUGACAACGGUUUUAGAGUCGUCGAAUUUGUGUAUACUUUGUUUAACAGAAGAUAAACGUCUUGCAUGUAUUCCAUGUGGACAUUUGGCAACUUGUGUUCCCUGUGGGCAUUCACUUCGAACAUGUCCAGUUUGUCGAAGAGAAAUCGAGGCUUUUGUACGCAUCUAUAUUUAA
Molecule: messenger RNA, 582 nt
Organism: Rotaria sp. Silwood2
Lineage: Eukaryota; Metazoa; Rotifera; Eurotatoria; Philodinida; Philodinidae
Source: the annotation of a GenBank genome assembly